UAUAAUAUUAAUAUUAAAGAAAAAAAAAAAGUUAGACCCAGAAACAAAGGAUCAAAAUACCACAGCACAGAAUUGGCGAAUCUGGCUGUUUUGUGCUUUGUGAGAGAGAGAUAAAGAGAAGAGAGAGAAAGCAAAGCAAAACAAAACAAACCCAGCCGAAUUCCUCUUCGUUUCCAAAGCUUCCGGUUUUUUUUUUAUUUGGUUCGCUUCAUUCAGGGUUUGGUAGCUGGAUAACCUCAAUUCCCAAGGUUCUUAAUGUGGAUUUGAUCUCUCCAUACAGUGGGUGCGCAAGGUUUUUGUAUGGGUGCUUGAAACUGUGAUCUUCGUCUAUACAGAUUAAUAUGGUUUCUCAAGGAUCAGCAGUGUGAGAAAGAUUUUUUUGAUUUUUGAAAUUACAGGCUAAUAGGCCAGAGGUCUCUAAUAUUGGAGGCAUUGUGCUUCUUGGGGAUUGAAGAUAUAAAGGAGGCAUUCAAAGAUUUCGCAAAUUUACCGUACGGUCUGUACUGGUAAAACUGAAUGCCAUCACAUCUCUCUCCACAACCCUCCAACAGUGUUGGAAAAAAGCCGGUGAAACCAUCUCGCCUUAUCCCCUUGAAGGUCCCUUAAAGCCUGAAGAUUCUCCUCUCUGUCAAACCUCUGCUCAAGCAUACCACUCUCCACCACCCAUAUCAAAAUAUAGGUGUGAUGGAGAUAUCAUUGUUAAAAGCCCUUCUUAAUAACAUAUCAUCAUUUUUCCAUUUAUCUUCUUGUGACAAUAUAAACUCAGAACCAGUUCUGAAGUAUUACCAAAAGGCCGAAGAGAUAUUGAAGUUGUUGAAGCCAAUACUUGAUGCGAUUGUUGAUUCUGAAUUAGCUUCUGAUGAAGUGGUUAUCAAGGCAUUUGAAGAACUAAGUCAAUCUGUCGAAGAAUUGAGAGAGCUCUUUGAAAACUGUCAACCAUUGUCCAGUAAAGUUUAUUUCGUUCUGGAAAUUGAAUCAUUGAUAUCAAAGACUCGGGCUGCUGGUCUUGACAUUUUUCAGCAGCUGAAGUCUUCACAUGAACAUCUUCCUGAUGAAUUGAGCUCAGCAUCUCUUGAGCAUUGUGUACAGAAAAUUAAGCAUAAGGGAUAUGAACCAAUGUCAUCUGUCAUUAAAGAAGCUAUAAUGGAUCAAAUGAGGGGUGUUGGACCCAGCUCAGAGACCCUGUUGAAAAUUUCAGAGAGCCUGAGCUUGAAAUCAAACCAGAAGAUUCUCAUUGAGGCUGUAGCCCUUGAAAAGUUGAAAGAGAAUGCUGAACAAGCCGAAAAGGCGGAGGAAGCUGAAUAUAUUGAUCAAAUGGUAGCUCUUGUAACUCACAUGCAUGAGCGCCUUAUUAUGAUAAAGCAAUCCAUAAGCAGUAGCCCAGUUCCAAUACCUGCUGAUUUCUGCUGUCCUCUCUCUCUCGAGCUGAUGACAGAUCCAGUGAUUGUGUCAUCAGGGCAAACCUAUGAGAGGGCUUUCAUCAAGAAAUGGAUUGAUCUUGGUCUCACUGUCUGUCCUAAGACGAGACAGACUCUGGCGCACACCAAUCUAAUACCUAAUUACACUGUAAAGGCGCUAAUUGCAAACUGGUGUGAGUCAAACAAUGUGAAGUUGCCUGAUCCCAUGAAGUGUACGAACUUAAACCAACCAUCACCGCCUCUUGGGCACACAGACUCUGGUGCAACCAGGGAGUCACCUGUAUUUCCUCAUUCCAGGGUCAACCAGCCGAUAUCACUUGAGUCAAGCCGGUCUAUGGGCUCACCUGGUAGGAACUUGAUCUCGUCUGGUGGAGUCCAUCAAGAGGACACUUCUCCUUUGUAUCCUCAUUCUUCAUCAGAGGGUUCCUUGUCUGGUGUAGCUGGAAAUGGGCAGGAUUUGGAUAUGGCAAGAAUAUCACCAACAAGUUCUGAAGAUAGGUCUGCAAGCUCAGAAGAAAGGACUAUGGAUGCAGUUGGCCAACCCAGUACAUCACCUUCUGGAAAUGAAUUUUCCAAUGCUACUGGAGCUGAACAGUCAGCUCAGAGCCAUAAUAGAACUGCCUCAGCCUCAAGUGUGCUUUCUAAUGAAAAUUUUACUCAAGAAACACCUGGAGAUGCCAAUGAAGCUUCACAGAUAACACCCAAUCUGACUGGCUACAGCAGUGAUGCAUCAGGAGAGGGGAAAUCAGAGCCACUUGCUGCUCCCUUGACUUUGCCACAGAGAGAACCUGAUUUCACUUCCAGAUUGUUGGAGACAAGGCCUCGAAAUCCAUCAAUCUGGCGGCGACCAUCAGAGAGGUUUGGUCCAAGGAUGGUUUCUUCUCCUGCUAUUGAAACAAGAGCUGAUCUUUCUGGUAUUGAAACCAAAGUGCGGAAGCUAGUUGAGGACUUGAAAAGCUCUUCAGUUGAUACUCGAAGAGAUGCAACAUCUGAGAUACGGUUACUUGCCAAGCACAACAUGGAUAAUCGGAUUGUAAUUGCUAACUGUGGGGCCAUUGCUUUGUUGGUCAAUUUGCUCCUCUCGGAAGACUCACGGAUUCAGGAAAAUGCUGUUACAGCACUUCUUAACUUAUCAAUCGCUGAUAACAACAAAACUGCGAUUGCUAAUGCUGGUGCAAUUGAACCUCUGAUUCAUGUUCUUACGACGGGGAGUCCUGAAGCAAAGGAGAACUCAGCUGCCACUCUCUUUAGUCUCUCGGUGAUUGAGGAUAACAAAGUCAAGAUUGGAAGGUCUGGUGCAAUUGGGCCUCUGGUUGAUUUAUUAGGGAAUGGGACUCCUAGGGGGAAGAAGGAUGCAGCCACAGCUUUGUUUAAUUUAUCAAUAUUUCAUGAAAACAAGGCCCGAAUUGUGGAAGCUGGUGCCGUAAAAUACCUUGUGGAGUUGAUGGACCCAGCUGCUGGAAUGGUUGACAAGGCUGUAGCUGUAUUGGCAAAUCUUGCUACAAUUCAGGAGGGACGGACUGCUAUUGGUCAGGAGGGCGGGAUUCCUGUUCUGGUAGAAGUUGUUGAGUUGGGUUCUGCAAGAGGGAAGGAGAAUGCAGCUGCUGCUCUUUUACAUCUUUGUCAAAGCAGUAAUAGAUUUUGCAGUUUGGUGCUCCAAGAAGGAGCUGUCCCACCACUGGUGGCAUUGUCACAGUCAGGCACCCCAAGGGCCAAAGAAAAGGCACAGGCGCUUCUUAGCUACUUUAGGAGCAGCAGACAUGGUAAUGCUGGGAGGGGCUGAUUUUGGGAUCACAACCUUUGGGUUUCAUACCAAGGUUUUGGGUCAAGUUCUAAAGAGUGUACAUUUGAUGGUGCAAAUAAUGCAUGUGACAGGUUAUCUUGCAUGUAUUUUACUUGAUCUCUAGAAGAAAAGAGGGGGGGAAAACCAAUUAUGAUUUAUGGAGGAUUUGAUUGAGUCCUCUUGUGAAAUAGGUCUACUUGUGAAUGUGGGAAGAAAAUUUUAUACAUGUGAGUGCAGUGAGCUUGGGCAAGACAAUGACGGACAAAUAAUCAGUUCUAUUAAUGUCAUUGUCUUAUUUGCUUC
Molecule: messenger RNA, 3504 nt
Organism: Quercus robur (English oak)
Lineage: Eukaryota; Viridiplantae; Streptophyta; Magnoliopsida; Fagales; Fagaceae
Product: U-box domain-containing protein 4-like
Exons: 7
Coding region: 685-3201 (838 amino acids)
Biological process (GO): protein ubiquitination
Cellular component (GO): nucleus; cytoplasm
Molecular function (GO): protein binding; ubiquitin-protein transferase activity
Source: RefSeq, a predicted model, not a curated record